Messenger RNA from Penicillium brevicompactum, 567 nucleotides. RefSeq names its product Zn(II)2Cys6 transcription factor domain-containing protein. The transcript has 2 exons. Lineage: Eukaryota; Fungi; Ascomycota; Eurotiomycetes; Eurotiales; Aspergillaceae. Gene Ontology annotation, biological process: positive regulation of transcription by RNA polymerase II. The record is from RefSeq and is a predicted model, not a curated record. Gene Ontology annotation, molecular function: DNA-binding transcription factor activity, RNA polymerase II-specific; zinc ion binding; transcription cis-regulatory region binding. Gene Ontology annotation, cellular component: nucleus. The coding region runs from base 1 to 567 and encodes 188 amino acids.
AUGAAUCAAUCUGAGAAACACGAUAUUACCUCCCGGCAUAGAUCUUUCAAGGGCUGUUGGACCUGUAAGAAAAAGCGGGUUCAGUGUGAUGAAAUCCGCCCUGCAUGCACAAAAUGCACUUCACGGGGAUUAGUCUGCGGAGGAUACGAGAUCCGCCUAAGGUGGGGUGCUGGAAUCGCAUCGAGAGGGAAGUACUCGGGCGCCGCGAAACCUGUCAAAGAAUCGAUACCCGCUCAGUCAAGGCGGAGGUGGGAUAUGCGAGGCAAGGGUGAAAAAUCCCCUGGAGGUGAUGGCCAAGGUCAACCAACAUUGGUCGCUCCACCGUUACAAGAUCGACGCUCACAGGAAUCGAUAGAUCAAUCUCAAUUAGUAGCACAGCGAGCUACGGUCAAUAUACUCAACACGCCAUGGGAGCCAGAUGCCGCUGAGAAGAUCUCCGCAAUCAACAAGCAUUUUGAGAUACCAGCAUCUCUGGCUUCACUACAAGCAACAGCUCACGCGUAUCCCGGGGCAGACGCAACGAACCAAUAUCCUCGCAAAUCAGGUGGACGGAGUAUUCUGGCAUGA